Staurois parvus is the source of this 260-nucleotide messenger RNA. Lineage: Eukaryota; Metazoa; Chordata; Amphibia; Anura; Ranidae. The record is from the annotation of a GenBank genome assembly.
CACUUAUUGCUACAAACUUUAGGGAGAUGAUAUUUAACUGAAAUGCUUGGAUGAUGGGAAUCAGCAGAGGUUCACCUCAUGCCAGGGGCGGACUGACAGCUCAUGGGGCCCCCCGGGCAAUAGGGGAUCAUGGGGCCCCUGUGUCCUUGCCCAAACUCAAAAAAGCCUAUGAAAAAGGUACCAGGGGCAUCUCAUGGGGCCCCCUACUGACCCCAGGCCCUCGGGCAGUGCCCGAUUUUCCAAAUGGUCAGUCCACCCCU